Amorphotheca resinae ATCC 22711 is the source of this 2472-nucleotide messenger RNA. RefSeq lists its product as hypothetical. The transcript is spliced from 2 exons. Gene Ontology annotation, molecular function: DNA binding; zinc ion binding; DNA-binding transcription factor activity, RNA polymerase II-specific. Gene Ontology annotation, biological process: regulation of DNA-templated transcription; DNA-templated transcription. Bases 1 to 2472 code for a protein of 823 amino acids. The record is from RefSeq and is a predicted model, not a curated record. Lineage: Eukaryota; Fungi; Ascomycota; Leotiomycetes; Helotiales; Amorphothecaceae. Gene Ontology annotation, cellular component: nucleus.
AUGGUUCGGAGCUCCAUCGCUUGCGCACGCUGCAGGCGGAGCAAGGUCAAAUGCGUGAAUACCGGCGUCAACUCGACGUGCAAGGCCUGCUUCCAGAGCAGCAGAGAGUGUACGUACCCGCCCUCCGGCGUCACGGCGACACCGAAGCGGCCCGAGGCCACGGGGAUCAAACAGGAGGGGGAGGCGGAGAGCAAGAAGAAGAUCCGGAAGAUCGAGGACACGGGGAGGAGAGGGAGCAGCCGCAUCGAGGAUGCGCUGGGCGCCCACAUCCUGACGAGGAAGGUGUGGGAUGAGAUCUAUGAGAUCUUCAAGCUGCACUUCUCAACCGAGAUGCCCUUCCUUCACCCGCCCACGUUCAGGAAUCGCAUGCGCCAGGCCUCCUUCCCCCGCGAUCCUGCGGCCGCGACGGUCGAUUCCGAGGAUGAGAAAGCCCUGCUGCUCGGGGUCCUGACGCUCACGGCUCGAUUCCACCCCGAGUUGGUCGCCUACCACUCUCAGCCAGGGAAAGCGGCGGAUCCAAUUGACGCCAGCGAAUAUUAUGCCACCGCGCUCAAGGCGACCUUUGGUCCCGCGGGAAUCACCAGACCGUCGCUGGACGGGAUCCAGGCACUGCUGAUGCUUGGCCUCUACGAGUGGGGACAGACGAGAGGCUUGAGCGCCUGGCUGUAUGUGGGCAUCGCGAUGCGGUUGGCGCAGUCGAUGGGAUUGGCGUAUGAGGACGACCCUGAUGAUCGCACCCUGAAGCCCGCCAUCCUCCGGAUCGGGUCAAAGCAGCAACUGUCUCCCCGCGAGCUGGCAAUUGAGAAGGAGGUCCGACGCCGCACCUUCUGGAGCUGCUUCAUUAUGGACCGGAUGCUCUCCGCGGGGAAAUACAGACCUACGAUGAUCGCGGUGGGGAAGUUACGCGUUCAACUGCCCUGCACUGACGACCAGUUCCUCUUCGUCCACAAUGUGCAGACCGGUUUUCUGACCUCAGACUGGAUGGAAGGGGACAAGUCACAGGCGGUCAAUGACGAUGGGGUCCUCGGCCGGUAUAUACGCCUAGUCGAGAUAUUCGGCCGGUUCUCCGAGUGGAGUUAUGCUGGAGGUCGAAGGACGGAGAAACUGCCCCCGUGGGAUAGCUCAACUGCGUUCUACAAGCUGCGCCAGGAGCUCAAAGAGUUCCACGACGCGUUACCGGCCAGCCUCACCUUCACCGAAGCCAAUCUGUCUGCUCACAUCGAGAAGCGCAACGCGACCACUUAUGCCUCGUUGCACACGCUGUAUUUCUUGUGCCAGAUCAUGCUGCAUAGAGAGUAUAUCCCCUUCAUCCCCCUCCGAUGCCAAAAGCCGCUAGGCCCGCUCGAUGAACCGACCUUCCCAAAGGAUAAGUUCGACAUACCCGAGGGAUUCUGGGAGGAGAGCGCAGAAACAAUCUUCAGAGCCGCGAGAGACAUCGUGGAGAUUGUGCGGACUUGCCAGGACAACAAUGCCCUUCCCGAAUCCCCCCAGAUUGGAUUUGCGGUUUGGCAAGCCGCCUUCGUCUGUGUCUACGUGGCUCAUUUCGAGCACAUGGACACUCGCUGCUAUCUACGCAAACCCCACGAAGGAGACCAGACGAAUACAGAAGCUGGUAGCAGAGGUUACGAAGCGUUGACCGUGAAAAUCUUGAAGGAGAUGGUCCCGAGGCUGAAAAUGGCCAAGGGUUAUGUCAGGUCACUCCGCAAGAUGCACGACUACUUCCAGGGGGUCAAGAACGAUUACUACGAUCGAUUCAAGCGCAAGCCCCUCGGGUGGGUUGGUGGUGGCCUGGAACAAUAUAAAACGCUCGAGAAGGAGCUGAAAGAGUUUGGGAGUCUCGAGGACAAUGACAAGAGCGUCCACUCUGAUGGAUCCGACGUCGUCGACCAGCCCCCCUCCCGCGCGAGCCCAAAUGACAUCGGACAGGGCUCUGUGAAUGGAGAGCAGAUGCAAGGUAUCGAAGCGGCGCCAACACCGCGAAAUAAUGCAUGGGCGCCAAUAAACGCUACCAGUCCUCCCGUCGAAGCAGAAGACCGUUCCAGAUACAGUCAAGGUCAAGGACACCACCAGUACAGCGGCAGUUAUCAACAGUCGCCUGGCCAAAGUUCGAAUCCAACAAGUGCAAUCAGCCCCAGCAACGGCGACUCUACUCCGAGCGUCAACUCACCAUAUAAUCAACCGUACCAGGGGCAAAGUCUCACGGCCACUUAUCCCUCUAUCCCUCACCACACUAUGGGGCCACCCAACACGCAGAUUGGAGCAUCUGGCUAUCCGGAAGAUAAGAAUGAGGCGUGGAUCACUUGGCACGAAUCAAUCAGCAUGGCCAACUCUCGGUUCGAUAAUUAUGCGCAGGACUUGCCUAUGGAUUGGAAUGGAUAUACAGAGGGGAAUUCCCAGUCGGUUCCGAAUUUCUUCGAGAUCGUGGGUCCCUACACUCCGAACAAUCCAAUACAGGCUUCUGCUUGGAGUUGA